Rangifer tarandus platyrhynchus (Svalbard reindeer) is the source of this 342-nucleotide messenger RNA. NCBI's taxonomy places the organism in Eukaryota, Metazoa, Chordata, Mammalia, Artiodactyla, Cervidae. The record is from the annotation of a GenBank genome assembly.
AUGGGUUACCCGGACUGCGUGCUAGACCUGCCUGGCUCGGACACUAGGGAGGGAAGGGGAAUUCGCCACUUUGCGGGGGAAGGAGGAGGAAGAGAGAGGAGAAGUGCAAGGCGGGGGGGGGGGGGGGCGGCUCCCCAUAGAAGAAAACAGAAAGGAGGAAGAAAGCGAGCGAGCGCAACCCCACCCUUCGAAAAGGUCGCCAUCCUUAAGAAAGCAGACACGGGGUUCCCUGACCCCUGCGGGAAAUGCCCCGGCGUGGAACGCGCGACCCGGGCGCUGCCUGCCCUGCCACUCGCGGCCCCCGCCCUGAGGAGCCGGCUGCGCGGGUGCGCGAGCAGGUGA